AUGUAUUACGGAGUACCUACAAACUACAAGUUACAGCCCCCGAAGCCGGUGCAGGUGCAGAGCAGAUGCAGAUGCAGCAGGUGCACCUCACCCCCGCCUGCCUCUUGUCUCUUGCAUCCGCUUCCAUUUGCACCUGCACCUGCACCUGCACCUGCACUUUUCACGGAUUCCCUUUUUGGCUUCGCGUCUCCUUCAACUGCAGUAAUUGUCCCCGCCUGUCUCUCGGUGCCCUCCGCCAGAAGCAACCAUGAGACAAGCUUUGAUAUCUUCCUCGUUUCCUCACGGUACAAUCUCAGGUGUCUGGUUCAUUUCUAUCCUCAAGAGCUGACUUUGGUGCCAUCGCGCCACGCUUCGGCUAGGCCUGCUCCAUUGCAGGGGAGCAGUGUUCCAAACGACCUUCUAGAACGGACCCAAGAACCAGAGAGGAAUGUCCAGCGCCACUCGCGCCUUGAACGAACUACCUAUCAACCGGAGCAUAUUUGCCAGCUUUGCCAUCCAACCAACCUAGGUACCAGUAUCCAGAACUUCAUCUCCGGGCUGAGUGACACAAGUCAGUACAAGAAAAGCGCCACGGGGGGGACUGCCCAUUACCGCGCUACGAAUAUUUCAACCAUCUCUUCGGCGGGCCCCAGAACAGGCUUGUGGGGGGCUUCGCCGGCUUCCCUCCGAGACCGCCGACCCAAGGGAUCCUCCUCGGGAAACCAAAACGUUGACCCGCCGGCGGGCCAUUCCCCUCCAUCCGACAAGGGCAUGCCGCGAGCGAACCGCCGGGUACAAGGCCAUAGCACCCCCGGUCUAUCCCUCAAGUUCGCCCUCACAGCUCCUACUUCUCUCGAUAACUGA
Colletotrichum godetiae is the source of this 843-nucleotide messenger RNA. RefSeq lists its product as uncharacterized. The record is from RefSeq and is a predicted model, not a curated record. NCBI's taxonomy places the organism in Eukaryota, Fungi, Ascomycota, Sordariomycetes, Glomerellales, Glomerellaceae. The transcript has 3 exons. Bases 1 to 843 code for a protein of 280 amino acids.